AUGCAGAAUUCCAAACCUAUUUCAUCGCCUGUUGCCAGUGGACAUCGUCUUAGCCUCCAUGAUGGUGCUCCAUCGGAUGACCCUUCUGAGUACCCCAGCGUCGUUGUUGCGUUGCAAUAUCUCACUCUCACAUGGCCUGAUAUUGCCUUUGCUGUGAAUCACGUCUGCCAAUUUAUGCACCAACCUACCUCUGCUCAUUGGGUUGCUGUCAAACGUAUUCUUCGCUAUCUUAAUGGUACUUCCACUCAUGGCUUGUUCUAUAAACCUAGUUCCCUGUCUUUAAUGGCUUAUUCUGAUGCAGACUAUGCCGGUGAUGUUGACGUCAUGGAGAUGCAUAUUGUUGCCCGCAAAAAAUUGGGGUACCUCACCGGCGACACCCCGCAUACUUAG
Molecule: messenger RNA, 390 nt
Organism: Prunus persica (peach)
Lineage: Eukaryota; Viridiplantae; Streptophyta; Magnoliopsida; Rosales; Rosaceae
Exons: 2
Coding region: 1-390 (129 amino acids)
Source: RefSeq, a predicted model, not a curated record